GAUACAUUUUCUUCUGUUUUUUUAAACCCCAAUAAUAGGAUUGGUAAUGACGAAUUAGCAAUUUUGUAUUGGGGUGGUGGUGAGGUUCGGAAUACUGUAAUUUCCAAUAUAUUUGAUUAUAGGACUCAGGUUGAUGAUUAUUGUAAUUGGUUGGUUUCGAGUGGUAAUAAUGUUGGUCCAAGAUCUCUUAAUCAAGAUCAAGUUCGUAAGAUUGAACAGAUUUGUGAUAAUUUCGGAAUCGAAGACAAGGGGAGCGUUGAUUUUAUGUUGGAUA
Molecule: messenger RNA, 274 nt
Organism: Acaulospora colombiana
Lineage: Eukaryota; Fungi; Glomeromycota; Glomeromycetes; Diversisporales; Acaulosporaceae
Source: the annotation of a GenBank genome assembly